Molecule: messenger RNA, 1249 nt
Organism: Suillus subaureus
Lineage: Eukaryota; Fungi; Basidiomycota; Agaricomycetes; Boletales; Suillaceae
Exons: 2
Coding region: 276-1004 (242 amino acids)
Source: RefSeq, a predicted model, not a curated record
UUUGCGUUGAAAUUCGUUCAAUGAACCGCACAACUCAUUUCACUCAAGCUUGCGCUCAUUGUUUCUGCGCUACGCAAGCCUGGCAUAAGGCAGUCGCGUUUUUAUCAGCAAACGUGGCUAAGUCUCAAUACUGAUCAUGAUGCUCCACCAGACGAACUGAUAUAUAUCCUCAGCUGAAAAUGCAUUUUUCUCAGAAAACCAAAACCUUCAGCCAGCUGCAGGUCUUACAGCUGAGCUUCUUGUUCACAGAGUGACUUUUCUCUAUUCUAUAGGACAUGCAGCGCACUCAAAAGGCUUCGUCGUCUUCGGAUUCAUCACCUUCAUCGACUCCUCCGGGAAGUCAUGCUCUUCAGCCGACCGCGAUUCGUCCAGAAUCAAAGGCGGAGCUAAAACCGUUGUUCACGCAGAAACCCCUGUCUUUUUCAGAUCGGGAGAAGAAGCCUUCUCCACCUCCGCGCAAGCGCAGGAGGGCAGUGGUCCCGGAAACCCCCGCUUUGACCUUCAAUCCUUCUCAGAGAAUGAUACCAACAGGGCGACAGGAGCCUCCACAGACACCGGUGUCGCAGACUACACCUAUUUCAUCUACCAACGAAUGCCCCGGUUGGGUGUCUGACGAAGUUGACGACCAACCACCCCCUGAUACCUCCGUGUAUUCUCACCCCACCGCUUUCAAACGCCCUCGCACCUCGAGUGGUAGCGACGACUCACCACAGUUCCCUGGUUAUCCUGCCACAUACUACAACAACUUCAGGACUCCGGAUACAACGGAUCAUCAAGAUUCUCCAUUGUCUGGAGGAAGUUCUUCUCCAGCCAAUUCCUUCGGCUCAUCUCCAGUACAUCACCCUUAUGGACCAGAGAUUGAAUACCAGCCUUUUCAUCAGGAGAUGACGGGACAAAAUGCUGCAGAUUACACGCAACUACGUAGAGAAGCCUACCGAGACCCUGGCUACCCACCUCAAGAGGGUGUCUGGCCUUACUAUUCCAAUAAUGUGUAUCGCGAUUAGCCGCUUUAGACCCUUAUAUUGUUUGUCAAGAGUCUCCCUUGACUGCAUCACUGGUUGAUGUUCUUUGGACAAGAGUAAACUAGUUUGACCUGAGCGUAGUGGUAUUGGUGGAUUUUUUGCAGAGCCGUAUAUCUUGACCCUUUUACUUAGAUGGCGUCGUGCGUCCGAUUUUACUUGUCCAUACCGAAUUUUCUGCGUAUUUGUCUUCGCCUUCUAAUUACAGUUCCUACGAAUAUUAUUACUGG